AUGCCGAGCAACUUCAACUGCGACUGCCACCUGCCCGUCGGAGCCGCAGGUAAACAUUGCGUCCCUGACUUCAAACCACACCAUCUUCCUCACCCGCCUCUCGUCUUUGAGAACCAUCGUCACUCAUGUCUCAUAUUGAUAUUCCAGUCUAAUCACUACUCAUCUCCUUCUUAUGGGUCCACGGCAAGCAUGGCACCACUGAAAAUACGCCAGAGUCACUCCUUUACCCCGUCGCCCCCACGGCCCCCAAAAGGUCCAUACACUCCACCAAUCAGUGUAAAUGCCCAAGUCAACCCUGCUGUUCUCGGCGAACUAUUUGCCGGGACAGUCGCUAUAUUCGUCUUUGCGGUUCUCUUCUGGAAAAUUGGCAAGUAUGCCCGAUCGCUAAACAGAUACAGAGUGUUAAGAGAGGGCAAGUUGACAACCAUUCGUUAUGCCAGGACCUGGUAUGGCUGGAUACCGCUCGAGUUACAUGAGAGAAACAAAAGAAUAUUCACGAAAAUAUUCAGUUGGAUUCUCGACUGGCUGUCAUGGGAGUCGCGCAGAAUGGACUAUAGCUGGAUAUGGUGGGAUCCAGGUCAAGAAAUGAGACAGAAGCGCCUCCAGCCAAGGAAAACCCCGAGCUGGAUGCCUCAAUUUCUUCAAAGGUAUGAGCCUCGUCCAGCCGAUCGAAUUUGGAACCCAGGAUCCCCUACCGAAUGCCAUGGCGCUUUGAUCGACACCGUUGAGUCUCAGACCGAUCCAAUGACAGUACUCUCGAUGGUGAGCUCGACAAUCAGCCUGAAUCGGUUAUCGCAGGAAUCGAGUAUACAAAUAUCGGAAGCCAGCGAGGUCUCAAUAUACCAGGAGUGUUUUACUCAGCUUGAGCAUGGGUAUGGAAGCUAUGAUGACAACAACAGCCAACAAAGCGAGGUGCUUGACGCAACAAUGCAAACGAUAUCCCCAACGCCGAUCAACAAUACUUGCCCUUCGGGGCUGCAGUCACAAAAUACGAUUCCUCUAUUGAGAGUGAGGUCCUGGUCUGUCCCCGAUUUGAGCAAAGAUGUUGUGUAUUCGGAUAAUCGCCUUGGAACGCGGGGAAAUCUGCAAUUGAAUAAUUACAGGGCUCACAUGGAUGCCCGAAUACCCAGACAUCCGAUAGCAGAACUUAUACCAAAGACGCCUCGCCGACAUAUUCAAUUGCGCAAAUUCCGCGUGUGGUCUGCUAAAAUGCAGGUCAAGGCAAAUAGGCUAGUGCCAUGUGAAUUAAGAGACUCAUCUGGGCCCCCGGGAACGCCGUUUACUGACAUUCUGUCUACUUUCCAAUCAGAGCAGACUGCUUUAGACUCGAUCCUAGUAGACCGAGAAAGCAGGAAUAACAGAGAACCGGUAUAUUCAACCGACCAUGUCGCACUGGACCAAUGUCCUCGACUAAUAUCAAGCGCACUUCCUGACGCAAUGACCAGUUUUCACACCUUACCAGCCAGAUUUCGCCGACAAUCGGGUCACAUGUCAGCGCAGGAAGCGCUUUCAAGCCCGAUUUCUGAGACUAUAGGACAUACGAGAGGAGUUCAAGUCAGACAAAUGUUACCUUUCAGAGGUAGAUUGUCCCCUCACGUCGACAAUGCUUUCUUGAAUCGGUUGGAUCGACAGGCUAGCGAUGAGCUUUACGAUUGGGAGAUCAGAUUGAUGGAUAAAUUGAAUCGCAAGUUGGUGUGGAUAUUCAACGAGACGACUCCCGGCCAGAAGCCGUAUCACUUUGCCCAGCUAGCAAAUCACUGGUUAAACAGAGAGACCUGGCUAGUCAUCGAUCCGGUAUCAAGAGUGCCCAUUGACUCCAGACGAGAGUGGGGAGACCCACGCUUCAAUGUCCCUUACCCGGAGCCGACAUAUGAUCCAAAGCCGAAGUACCCGGUCCCUAUUCAGAAGCGUGCCCAUACACCUCGUAUCGAUUCAUGGCGCGCCGCAGUCAACCGGCGGAGAAGGACAUAUGGGCUCCCCGAUGCUGUGCGCACCGUGGAACUAUAUGAGAACUCCAUUGAAGAGCCGCCCGAUGGACAUGUCGACCCUGGAAGCUGGUUAUUCCCUAGACCUCCUCAGGGAUUUGAGGUUUCCACCAAGCAAAAGAACGGGUGGUAUGAAGGUGGAACUGGUUGGCAAGAAACUUUCGAGGACUGGCAGCAUAUCGGCUGGGGCUACCGUCUUCGCAAAACCAUCGAGGAGGGACGUGUCAACCGUCGCUGGAUGAAAGGGGUUGCUAUUCGAGCUCAUAGAGGUUGUCGGUCGGCAUCUCUUAAAUUCAUUUUCAAGGAUGCUCAACGCAUUCCAACUCCGGGAGUGGCUGUGUGA
Messenger RNA from Penicillium manginii, 2328 nucleotides. RefSeq lists its product as uncharacterized. The record is from RefSeq and is a predicted model, not a curated record. Lineage: Eukaryota; Fungi; Ascomycota; Eurotiomycetes; Eurotiales; Aspergillaceae. Bases 1 to 2328 code for a protein of 775 amino acids. The transcript has a single exon.